AGGGAGGGAGAGAGCAAGAGAUUAAAAAUAACUGAUUUGUUUAGUCAAGGUUCAUUUGAAAAACGGCUGGAAAAUUAAGGGGAAAAGGCAGCAAAAUUCUGAUAGUCAAGGAAACACAUUGUAACACACUUAGAAACUAAAGCUGCUACUCUUCUGCUUGAUUUGGGAUUUACCUUGUGGACCUGAGAUCAGCUCAAGGCAAAGCGUGUGAGUGCAUGCCUAAAGUGUUGAGACACCAUCUUUUGAAGAUCUGACAGGCAUCAAUCCCAGCUGGAACACAAUGGCAGACACCUCACAAUACCUGGUCAAUCACCUGGUGACCUUCUCCCUGCAGAAUGGGGAGGUGCGGAGCGUGGAGGAGGCUGUGUCCCGCCUCUCCCACCUGGCCCGCACUGACCGGCUCUGGAGUCAGGAGAUGCUGCUGGAGGUCAGCUCGGAGGCUGUCAGGCUGAGGGACGCCCAGAACCAGGAGGAGCUGGAAGCAUUCCAUGUGUCCUCUAUCCACCGCUGUGACGCCAUACUCACCGAGAAACAAUUCCCCUCCCUCCUUCUCCUCGUCUGCCAAUCUGCACCUCACAAAAAACCUGAUGUUCUUUUCUUCAACUGUGAGACAGUGGGGGCGGAGCUUAUCCGAGGUGACAUCAUCCUCACAGUGUCCGAUUAUACGUCAAAGACCAGCAAGCAUCCUGAGGCUCUAAGGGCUAACAAGGCUCGGAUGCAGCAGCAGCCUGCAGUACACCCUGCCGGGAUCCCCCAAAACUCAGGAGCUAUCAGGGUGAUGGGACCCCUGGGCAUCCCCAACCCCCCACUGCCACAUGCCCCCAAUCCACCACCACCCAACCCUCCACCUUACCCUGGAACCAAAGCUAAUGGAACAACUCAGCAGGCAGACACAUCUCUCCAGCGGGCUCAGAGAGAAGUGGACAUCCUCAAUCACUGUUUCGAUGACAUUGAAUUCUUCAUGGGAAAGCUACAGAAGUCUGCCGAGGCAUACAGUGUGCUGAGCCAGAGGAACAAGAAGAAGAAGAGUCGCAAAAAGGAAGCUGAGGAUGACUUGCUGACUCUGAGGGCUCGUGCUCCUGCAGAAGAAGAAUUUGUUGACAUCUUCCAGAAAUUCAAGUACAGCUUCAGCCUGCUGGCACGCCUGAAGUCUUGCAUUUCAAACCCCACCUCAGAGGAGCUGCUGCACCACAUCUUCGUACCUCUGGACAUGAUUGUGAGAACCACCGGAGGGCCUGCACUGGCAGCCUCUGUGUCCACUCCAGCGAUGACGAGCGGAGCCGUGUCACUCCUGUCCGAAAACCUGACGGAUGAGGAGCGGCAGCUGUGGACAACGCUGGGGACAAACUGGACCCUCCCACGUUCUCAGCUCAGGGGUCCAGUGCCCCCCUACACUCCUGUCUUCUUGGAUGGCUGGAAACCUGAAGCCAUUGGGCCAGGAGGACAGCCUUGGGAUGACCCAAUAGAGUCACAACACAAGCAGGACGUGCUGAGAGAAAAACAAGAACUGUCUGCCAAUCAGUCAGCUGUACCCCUAAAGCCAUCAGCACAAACCAGUGAAGAGCAGGACGGCAGCAGCCUUCCACCUGGGGCAGACAGACUGUACCGCUGCAGCUAUGACUUUGUGGCCCGAAACAGCAGCGAGCUCUCUGUGCUACAAGGAGAGAUGUUGGAGGUGGUUGAGUCAUCAAAACGGUGGUGGAAGUGUCGUAACCGCUUUGACCAGAUUGGCUUUGUGCCCUUCAACAUUCUGGAGCCUCUGUCAGCCCUGAAUGACACACAGUCAGACAAACCUGCCCCACAAAAACAACCCAAGGAUUCUCCUUCCCCACACGUGACCAGGGCCACAUACACCCCUCCUGCCCCGCCACCCCUGAACCCUGACCCCUCGACCCUACGACCCCGCAGCAUGCCACCACAUACCCAGCACAGCCCGUCCGCAGAAGACAUGGACAAAGUGAUGGUGAUAAACGAUGAGCUCUUACAGAGGUUGACGAACGGGAAAGCCAACAUUGCUCGUCCGCUGGUCAUUCCCCGUUCCACAGACACCUCCGUCCCAUUGGACUACCACUCCCUGCCUUCUGAAGUGGAAGAGUGGCUGCGGGGGAAGGGCUUCAGUGAGCCGACAGUGCAGUGUCUGGGAGUGCUGACUGGAGCUCAACUUUUCUCUCUCAAUAAAGAUGAGCUUCGCGCUGUAACGCCAGAUGAGGGCGCCAGAGUCUACAGUCAGAUCAUGGUGCAAAAGGCACUGCUGGAGGAUGCUCACAAAGCCACAGAGCUGGAGGCAGUAAUGGAGAAACAGAAGAUGAAGGUGGACCUCAAAAUGGAGAGCAGCAUACUGUGACUGACACCAAUCAGUGCACAGACCACAGACACACUGGUCACUACAUACAUACCAACCUACCAAUGAAUAUAGGCACUCUACCCCCCCCAGACACUGAUCAUGAUACACUGAAGCGUAUCCUGAGAAACACGGAUAAAAACAUGCAGAUACUGGAAUACACUGACCAAUGGAUGCACUUGCACAUUGACUGAAAUUCUUCAAUGCUGGAUGACCUGCUCUUGCUGUACCAAACAGUGAACGAGCUUUCAAAUUAAGACUUUUGGGGAGCAUUUUUUGAGAGGAAGAAAACCCUGAGAACAUUCUCAUAAUGAUAUGAACCCCUUCUCUGCUGUAUCUUCAAAUUCACUUUGAUCAGUAUGAACCCUGACAUAUGCUGUAUGACCUUAUAAAGACUUCAGCAGGGACACCAAGGCUGUUCAUAUUGUGCCUUUUCUGUGACAGCCAUAGCUUUUUUGGUCUUUUUGCCACACCCACAGUCCAUCCACUGUUAACAUCUUAUUUUUAGGAAUUAUGCCUUCUGAGCUCUGUCAUUGGAUUGGAUGUACAGUGUAAUAUUGUGAUUCCAUUUACUGAUUAUAAUCUCCAAUUAAAGUACAAGUAUUUUUUUCUGAUUCCUCACUGAGCCUCUGCAGGACAUACAACAGCCAAAUUCAGAAACAGGAUUUUAUUGAAACUGAGACAGAAGUGAUCAUUUGCAAGGUUUCUCUUAAAAUUGGUCUUUUGUAUUUACAGCUUCUUACCAGCAAUAAAAAACAAUGAAUCAAACUGACAAGCUAAUGGAGUAAAAGAAUACAUAAAUUUAAGGUCAGCUGUAAUUCACAAUUUCAAAUAAAUAAAACGAUAUGACAAUAAAACUACUUUUGUGUUGAAUGUAACAAACACAGGGGCCUUUUCAACUGAUGCAAGGGAAGGCAAAUGACCAUGAAGUUACAGACAAGCCCCUUAGCAAACAUUUGAAGAAGGGGGGGGAAGGUCUGACUUGCAUUAAAAUCAAUCACUUAAGUAAUCACUUAAGAGGUCUGCCGGGAAGCUGAAGCAUUCAGACCACUCAAAUUCUGCUUCAGAUAUCAGACCCAGCCUUUGAAGCCUUGCGAAUGCAGGAGCAAACUCAGCAGGGGGACACAGUAAAACUAAGAGGCAUAAUUAAGCAUAACGCCUAGGUACAUGCAGAAUUCACUGAAGCUUACCAUACUCCUACCAUACAGCUGUACUGUAUCAGACUUCAAUGCAAUGUUUACUUAUGUUGAUUACAUACAGGAUAAAAGCAAUAAUGUCAGAAAUUAAAUUUUCAAUGUCAAAAAAAAGACAACCAUCAUGCCUCAUCCCAUUUCCAUUUAUCAUUAAACACAAUCACAAGGAAAUGAAACAUAGAAAAGAAGGUUUAUGGCAUUUAAAUACAGAACAGGGUAUAAAAUUUACAAUUCCUACAAUCACUUGAACAAUUUCUCCAUGGGCCACCUACAUUUAUUUUCCCCAUUUAUAUAGGCUAUACAAUAGAAGUCCACAAUGACUGAAAACUUAGGCCCACAUGCUGACUUCAAU
This is a messenger RNA of Megalops cyprinoides (Indo-Pacific tarpon), 3886 nucleotides long. Its product is annotated as epidermal growth factor receptor kinase substrate 8-like protein 1. NCBI's taxonomy places the organism in Eukaryota, Metazoa, Chordata, Actinopteri, Elopiformes, Megalopidae. The transcript has 20 exons. Gene Ontology annotation, molecular function: actin binding. Bases 281 to 2344 code for a protein of 687 amino acids. Gene Ontology annotation, biological process: positive regulation of ruffle assembly; Rho protein signal transduction; regulation of Rho protein signal transduction. The record is from RefSeq and is a predicted model, not a curated record. Gene Ontology annotation, cellular component: ruffle membrane; vesicle; plasma membrane.